AUUUAAUAUUCGAUCGAUACGGAAUACGAUUAGAUGGACAACAUAAGCCAGGAUCGUAGAUGUAUUCUCGACGUGUUGCCGUGCGAGACACUGGAGUUGAUAAUUCAGCAAAUAGGUCCCAUCACGAACUCAUGGCCGGUACUAUCGCGAGUGUGCAAGACCAUGUACUCGCUGGCGUUGUCCAGUAGGCUAUGGAGGCAAAUCGAAUUUCACAACAUGAUAUUCAGCAAUGAGACGUAUCAGAUUUGCGCGAGGAACAUGCAGCAUCAAUACAUGUAUAGUAUAGAUUUGCAUAGAUGCAGUGGGCUGACCAUCGAGACGUUGAGGAAGUUUUCAGAAUUCAAAAGACUAGAGCGAAUGGCCAUUCGUUACUCGUCUUUGACUGAGAGCCUUGAUUUCUCGAUCAGAAUGUCCAAUUUUCCACCGGUGUCGAACGAGAUUGGGGGCUCGGCUCCAAUUGGGGGGUCCACUACGCACGGCAAGGGCGGAGAAGACAUAAUAGAGUGGCCUGAAUCACUAAAAUUUUUGAACCUAACCAACUUCAAUGGCUCCAGAAUAUUCAGCCUGGUCAAGUGUAACAACCUUGAAUCGCUCUACCUCUCGGGAGCGCAGGGAAAUGCGAGCGAAAUACUGAACUGGCUCCUUAACUCUAAAAAGACACUGCGAGAAGUCGAUGUCAGCCGAACGACCUUCAGGCAAGAACAGGUUUCAAUUUUGCUACAAUCUUGUCCGAAACUCGAGUUGUUGGUUGCUACGGAGGUCAUGCAACGAGCCGAAGAAGAGAAUUAUUCCAAGAUGUACCCGAACGUUCAACUGUUGUUUGAUCUGUUGAGCCAUAAAAUCGACCCCAUCAACGCGCGAAAGAAGUACAUAACUGCGCUGUACGACGUAGACGGAAAGGGGUGCUCCCUGCUGGCGGAUGGCAUUUACGUCGGCAUGGAGAUGUCGGCGCUUCGCCACAUCGUGAAAGAGUUCAACAUUGAUCCAAAUAAGUGCCGAGAAUCGCCAUCGCCGUGGAAAAUUCCAUUUCCAAUGAAGCAUCUGACCAGCAUUAUAAGGUUUCCUCUCGCACUCCAUCAGGCAGCUGCAUUUUUUGAAAUAGAGACCGUCCGAUUUCUGCUAGAAAUUGGGACCGAUCCCAACUUAAAGUGUCCAGAAAACUCUGGAAGAACCGCACUCUCGCUCUCUAUGUCGAACAUCGUUGACUCUCAUCAAUGCCUACAAUUGUGUUCGUUCCUUGUUGAACAUGGUGCUCUACUGGACGUUCAGGACGACGACGGGAAGACGCCUAUAGAUUACGCUAUUGAAUCCAAAAAGUUCAACCUGUUGUGUCCGCUUAUCGCUGACAGCAUACAAGCGCCGCUGCCAACGCAUCAGCUCAACCUCAUCAUGUACGCCGCGAUCGAAAACGACUGUCUGAAGCUGUACCAAGUGUGCAUACAAAGGGGGGCGGACGUGUCGAUCCCCAACGCGGCUGGAUACACCCAUUUGAACUGGGCUAUCAGACACCAAUCGUUAGCAGUCGCCAAGUAUAUCUUGUCUCAGAACAUGGAGGAGAUAAACCGCUUGGACGAGCUGAAUGGAUGGGCGCCUAUUCACUACGCCCUGUUGGCGAUAAACGGUGGGUACGCCGGCGCCAUCUUAGAAGUGUUAAUAGAGUCUGGAUGCGACCUGAAGAUUAAAACAAGGUCGGGACAGAGUUUGAGACAAUUUAUGUCGGAAAAGCACAUUUCGUCAAGCUUUUUGAUGGACAGCGUCCGGAAUGCCGGCGUACUCCUACCCCAAGAAGAAGUGUACGACUAGAACAAUUUUUACCAAGGAGAGAGAACGCGUUGACCAACGUGUUAGAGAGAAAGAGUAGGGCCGAGAGGAACACGCUACUAGAGCUGAUCAGAGUUAAUCGAACCCAUCUUUAGGAAACAGGUGUAACCGCAGAGCGCUUUCAGCGUUUGAUCCGGGAGAAAAAGGGUGACACCGAACACGCAUAAACAUAUCGAUUAAGUUAUCUCAACUUUAUCGUCUACGCUUCAGGAAGCUUUUGGUUGGAUGGCCAUGCCCGCUUCGUUCUCUGCAGGACUCAGAGCAUGUAAGACAAGAGAAACCAGCAGGCCAUUUAUCAGUUCAGAAUCUAAGAUGCUACAUAAUAAAAAAAAACACGGGUUAGAUAGAAGGGCGUCAGUCUCAUUAUCGACACACUUGUGUAU
Schistocerca gregaria is the source of this 2204-nucleotide messenger RNA. RefSeq lists its product as uncharacterized. The record is from RefSeq and is a predicted model, not a curated record. The transcript is spliced from 2 exons. NCBI's taxonomy places the organism in Eukaryota, Metazoa, Arthropoda, Insecta, Orthoptera, Acrididae. Gene Ontology annotation, molecular function: protein binding. The coding region runs from base 34 to 1803 and encodes 589 amino acids.